AUGUACCUGGCAGCGCCCAAUCGGUGCCUUACGGCGCGGGACCCGUCGUCGUGGCGGAGCCGGCGGCCCAUGCUUCACUUCGCGCCCCUCCGCACACAGGUGGAGGAGGUCAAGCUGAUCACGAGCCCGGUACCCACCUCCCCGUCCUCGGUGACGUCCGCGUCCGCCGCGACGUCGCCGCCGCGGCCGGAGGUGCGGGCAAAGGUGCCAUCCACCCUGCACACGCCUAGUAAGGCGUGUCAUGUUCCGUCGAUCGCAGGCGCGCAUCAUAACAAGCUGCGUCAGAGGAGUCCGUCGUUGAGCGUCUCUGACGACUUGGUUUCCAGCAGCGAAGGGUCUGAGCGACGUGUCACGCUGCCCACUGUGCAUCCACUAAGUGAAGAUGAAGUAAAACAUGUCGAGGCCUCGUAUAAAAAGUACAUGGCGUCGAUUGAGCGCCCAGGGUCUCUUCUUGCGUUUUUGCAGGAGUUGACUGGCAGCAAUGGCGUCGCGGAGGGAGCGCGGUGGCAGAAACAGCUGGAUCUUUUCUUGGGUACUUCUUCUGAUGAUGCCGUGGGAAGCAGCAGCGAUGUCAACGUGGAAGUGGAAGGUAAAUUCGGCAGACACCCUCGGGUCCUCUCACAGGAGGAGGCGAUUGGCUUCUCCGCCUGGUUAAAGUCGACGCAAGGUGUCCGCUUUGAACCGCCUUCACCAAAGCGUGCCUCCUUUGUUAACACGGAGACUAAAAUAAUAUCUGAUGUUCCGGAGGAAGGCGGCGGGUCGCAUAAUGCUGAAAAGAAUAGCACUUCUUGUAGUCCUCUUCCACUGGCCAAGGCUGGGGAGGUGUGGGCCAUCGAGCGAAGUUCAACCUCGAUGUCUCGUGGGGGACGGAGUAGCCGGGCGCGUCGCUCAAAGAGACGCGCGGAAUCAGAAUCAACUCUUACUUCUGCACGGGGUUACAGGUUAGAACGAAGGGCCUUUGCAGAGCUGGGUGGUGGCAUUGACGGGGGUGGCACAAUACGCCUUGCGGAGUUAAAACGCCUUCUGAGGGCCUGCAGUUUCUUUGUGGACGUUGAGGCGGUUGUUGGCCGCGUCAUUGACCUGGAACGAACCGGGAGGAUCACCUUCAAGGAGUUCCUCUGGGUGCUGGAGUGCAGUGUGUCGGGCAAGGUGCCGGCGUCGGCGAUUCGACGCUUUCUCGCCGUCCCCACGGCUGCGGGAGGCAGCUCUGCCGGCACCCCAACGCCCCGCCCGCAGUCGGGUCGUCAGCCGAGUCCCACGACAAAGUGGCUGCGAGGCCGAUCCAAAACUCAAGUUGUGCUCCCACCGUUGCAGCGCGGCCAGUCGCGGCGGGGACGGGCCCUCACGAAGGGAAAAAGCCGCGCGGGCACCAAGGCGACCCUUAAUCGGCGGUUGCUCGAGGAGCUGAAGCAGAUUUCAUCGCUGAAUCUCUUGCGUCUGUCGCCCUACUCAGGCAGCUGGGAGCCGGAGCUGUUGUUGGCGUCCCACGCCCGCCCGAAGAAACAACGGCGUCGCAAGACGCACUCCACCCGUUCCAUGUCGACUUCUCCGCGUUCACCUUCUCCCCGAGCGAAGAGUGCCGGCGUACUGAGUCCCCGACGUAUAACCUUCGGCAGCAGGCCCCAGGACGAACAUCAUCGCACCACCACUACUGAGUUUCAAGUCCUCCGUGACCGACAGUUGCAGCUGACCAAAAGGCUCGACGUGCUUACGGGGCUCCCGGUGAGUCCACGCAAUUUCCAGCAGCGGCAGGAAGAGUUGCUCGGUGUGCAAAAGGAGCUAAAUUCUGUGCUUGGCCAAAUUACGACCGCGCUUCGUGAUAUGUCAGUGUGA
Molecule: messenger RNA, 1833 nt
Organism: Trypanosoma conorhini
Lineage: Eukaryota; Euglenozoa; Kinetoplastea; Trypanosomatida; Trypanosomatidae
Exons: 1
Coding region: 1-1833 (610 amino acids)
Source: RefSeq, a predicted model, not a curated record